AUGUCGGAUGAGAUGACCCCCGAAGAGCGUUUUGAACUCGAUUGUCAAUCCUGCUCGGCAUGUACCAAGACAGCAGGUAUCAAAGCCUUUACAUCGCUUGAGGACCUCUGUGAUCAUACGUGCGAUUGUCACAUGCACAAAGUGCUCUCCUUCUCGAAAGACUGUCAGACAGAAGUCAUCUCAAAUGUCAAGGUGGCUUUCAGUGAGAAGGCUUUCGACGAGGAAGACAAGGAACAAGACAUUGACACGAACGUGCCAUUCUUCUCGCCCAUGUGUUCGGGUACAGCUUUCAGAAUGGCAGCAUACCUUCAAGAUCUCGUCGAUGGCACUACAGCAGGAGACGAAGAUUGGGAGGAAGCGAAAGAAACUGCCGAGAGUCAAUGGAUGAAGGACGGAUAUCCAGAGAUGCUUGACGCUUUGAGCAAGACCAAGACUAUUCUUAUCGGAUUGCCGACAGAGCAUCGCUUUGACCGAAGCUGGCUGACCUUGUUUGACUUUACCAAAUCAAGUGACUACAACAGUCAGGAUUCCUUCGCCCUUUAUUCGCAGGUUUUGGGAGAGGCCGUAAUGGGAAGACAGUGA
This is a messenger RNA of Kockovaella imperatae, 582 nucleotides long. RefSeq lists its product as hypothetical. The transcript has a single exon. Lineage: Eukaryota; Fungi; Basidiomycota; Tremellomycetes; Tremellales; Cuniculitremaceae. Bases 1 to 582 code for a protein of 193 amino acids. The record is from RefSeq and is a predicted model, not a curated record.